GUGAUACUGACUUCCCAGAGUUCACGGUGAUGGGUUUGCUGGACGACCAUCAGUUUGUGUACUUUGACAGCAACACCAAGACACUGGUCCCCACCACUGAGUGGAUGAAGGAGAAUGCAGGAGAAUACUACUGGGAGCUCUACACUGAGCCCCUGAUUAACCAAUAUGAAGGCUUCAAAAACCUCAUUAUGUUUGCAAAGAAGCAGUUCAACCAAACCCAGUCAAAAGGUAACAGAAUGCACAUGUGCAUGCACGCAAACACACACACACAAACAAAUUAAUCAAGUAAACUCUUCUCAUUUAAAACACACAUGCAUCAAACCACAUCUAGCCUUGUUCUCAGUUAUGGCUAGUGUUACAUGGCCGUUGUCCAGUUAAUACAUGUUUACUGUAGAUACCCCUAUCUCUCUCCCUCUUUCUCAGGUGUUCACACAAUCCAGAACUUGUACGGCUAUGAGUGGAAUGAUGAGACUGAACUCAAAUAUUAUUUCCAUCACUAUGGAUACGAUGGUGAGGAUUUCAUAUCAUUGGACAUGAAGACCAUAAGAUGGAUAACCUCCGUACAGCAGGCAGACACCAUCAAGCAGAAGUGGGACAACAACAGCAAGGAUCUGCAGUAUCUCAAAUGGUACUAAGGAGUGUAUUGACACUUUGAAGAAGUAUGUGAACUUCACCAGCAGCAUCUUGAAGAGGACAGGUACAGAGACAGAGUCCUUUUCAAUCAAAACCUAUUACCGGUUGUUUCUGGCUUGAGGCACAACAACAUCAUUCCCCCCCUACAAGAAUGCUGUUUUGAUUUUAUAUGUAUUUCCUCUCACUCCUUCUCUUCAGUCCCUCCCUCAGUGUCUCUGCUCCAGAAGACCCCCUCCUCUCCAGUGAACUGCCACGCUACAGGUUUCUACCCCAGUGGAGUCAUGGUGUUCUGGCAGAAAGAUGGACAAGAACAGCAUGAAGAUGUGGAGCAUGGAGAGACUCUCCCUAAUCUAGAUGGAACCUUCCAGAAAAGUACUCACCUCACAAUGGACUCUGAGGAGUGGGAGAACAACAACUAUACCUGUGUGGUUGAACACAAAGAAAACAUCAUCACCAUCAAACUGGAUCAGUCUGUGAUAAAAACAAACAGUGGUAAGAUGAAUCAUAUUUUUCAAUAUGACAGAGAAUGCAAUGAUUUACAGUAAUAUUCACUAUGUGUGCAUGCGUGUUUGUUCAUAAACUCAGACAAGCUUCCUGAAUAUGGCUUCAUCAUCAUUGGAGUAGUGUUUUGUCAUCCUCCUAGCCCUCUUCACCAUAGCUGGGUUUAUUAUGUGGAACAGGAUGAGGACAGGUGAGCAACGACAGAAAGAAUAUGUGACUGAGUACAGUACAUUACAAAUAUUGAAGAAGCCUGGAGAAGCCCACAUGUAUUUGAACAUGGCGUGGGUUGGUAUGUACAGUGUUGAUGCUUAAUACAGCUUUUAAAGGACUCUAACUAUUUGGAUCCCUCUGUUUUGUGUUAGCCUCUGAUGAUGGUUCCAACCCGUCCAUGACACAGCAGAACCAGAUACAGUGUGAGGUUUCUCUCUCACUAAUUAAACAGGUAAUGUACUGUAUCUGUAAGGGUCCAGUGGCAUCAAGUGGCUUGUACUCUUGUUAGAUUAUGCUUCUCUGUCUGUCCGUCCGUCCAUCCUUCUGCAAAUCAAUUCCCCAACCUUUCCUUUGUCAACCCAGAUGUCUGUCUGUCUGUCUGUCUGUUUGUCUCACAGGAGAGAAGCAGAGAAAGGAGGACUUUUAUUGAAGGACAGUGAGGCCAGC
Messenger RNA from Coregonus sp. 'balchen', 1791 nucleotides. NCBI's taxonomy places the organism in Eukaryota, Metazoa, Chordata, Actinopteri, Salmoniformes, Salmonidae. The record is from the annotation of a GenBank genome assembly.